Molecule: messenger RNA, 2016 nt
Organism: Oppia nitens
Lineage: Eukaryota; Metazoa; Arthropoda; Arachnida; Sarcoptiformes; Oppiidae
Product: zinc finger protein 675-like
Exons: 2
Coding region: 1-2016 (671 amino acids)
Biological process (GO): regulation of transcription by RNA polymerase II
Cellular component (GO): nucleus
Molecular function (GO): RNA polymerase II cis-regulatory region sequence-specific DNA binding; DNA-binding transcription factor activity, RNA polymerase II-specific
Source: RefSeq, a predicted model, not a curated record
AUGUGUGAAAUAGUUGUCAACGAUUUGUUUGAUGAGAUUAUCAAUGAAAACAAUAGACUUUGCAAUCAAUUGGUGUUUGCAAUGAAAUGUUUGGAUGUUUUGCAAACAUUUGAGACAUUUAUUAGAAAAGUGAUGACAUUUAAGACAAUUAUCAUUAAUGAACAACAAUUGUCAUCACAAGACAUACAAACAUUGGAUCAAUUGGACAAUCAAUUACAAGAAGUGGUAACAGAAAUACCGAAAUGGAAAGAAAGAAAUAAAAAGUUUAUCAAAAUCUCGGACAAAGCAGAAGAAGUUGUCACUUACAUUAAUCAAUCGAUAACCAAAUGGCGAAUACUGAAGAAGUCAGACAUCGAGGCAAACAUUUUAUCGACUGAUAGACCGAUUGUCUUAAAGAAAAAUUUGAUUACAAUUAAUGAAUCAAAAGAUAUCAAUAAUUGUGAACAACAGACAAAUGAAAUCAAUAGACAAAUACAAGAAAAAAGAUUUCCCUGUUUUGUCAGAGACUGUCAUUUCAAUUGUCAUCAAAUCAAUGAUUUUGUCUUUCAUUUGCAGUCGUGUCACGCAAUCAUUCGUAAGAUGUGUACUCGUGAGGGAUGUAAUCAAUUAUUUAGUGAUUUACGUGAUUUUGAAAAACAUGUCUUCAAAUGUCAUAGUAAUGUCCGGAAAAGUGAUUGCAUUGUUGUCGACGAUAGCAAAAGAAAAAGACCAAAAAAGUUUGAAAUUGUAGAUCAAAUGAGUGAUGAUUCGCAUAAACUGUUGAAAGAGAUUGACUUUGAUUUUGAAAGUGAACGCAAAAAGACAUCACAAUUAUUGUACUCAAAGAAGACUUAUAGCAAACAGAAGACAACAGACAAUAAUUAUUGUUUUAAUGGAAAACAAUUCAAUUGUUUUGAAAACGAUUGCGAUUUUAAUAGCGAAGACAUUGACGAAUUGGUCGAUCAUCUGAAGUCCGAUCACUCUAUUGAUAGGUUGCGUUGUAUUGAAGAUGAUUGCUAUCAGCUUUUCUUUGACUUUGACGAUCUUCGGAAGCAUUUAUCAAAAAUUCAUAACAAAUUCAUCCGUAAUGUACCGCAAGUAAAGCUGUCAAACAUAGAGACCAAAGAUAUUCUCUUUGAUGAUCAAGUAAUUGCUAGUAAAGUAACCAAAAGAAUCAGUUUAUCGACAUCAGAGUCAAGACCGACGUCAACGGCGGUAAUCAAAAUGAGUAGUCGGCGACAGGUAUUUAAAUGUCAAUUUGAAGACUGCGGCAAACUAUACAUCAGUAAAGAAUGUCUGGACCAUCACAUACGCAAUUGUCACGAACCGGCGAGUGAUGGUCACCAGCAGCUGUCGUAUAGGUCACACAAAAUCGACGACAGCGACAGUACCUAUCGGCUCGAACGGCCAGAAGACAGUUACGAAGACGAAAACGGACAAAUACGCGAACGCGUCCGUCGAUACAAAUGCCCGCACGAGUCGUGUGGCCGCGGCUUCUUUACGCGAAACAAUUUGCGUAACCAUGUGCUUGGCGUGCACUGUACUGAACGUAAGUUUGUGUGCACAGUGGCCGGUUGCAGUUAUCGCGGGCCAACCAAAAAUUAUCUCCGCCAACACAUGAAGUCACACACAAUGCACCCGCGAAAGCCAAUGCCGACUACAAUGCUCUACUGCCAGUGGCCGGGAUGUAAGUACAAGACAGUACAGCCGUGUUCAAUGAGCGCGCAUAAGGUGACGCACAGUACCGAACGUAAGUGGCCGUGCAGUUGGCCCGGAUGUGACUAUCGGGCCAAACGAUGCCGCGAUUAUCGCAUGCAUAUGACAACACAUACCCAUAUCGAUAGUAACGUAGUGUGCGAUUGGCCAGAAUGUGACAAACGAUUUCGUACCGUAAAUGCUAUGCGUUUGCAUCAAAUCAUACAUAAGGGACAACUAAUAUCGUGUGAAUGGGAGGGCUGUCGGUAUAAAAGUAUACGUAAAGAUAAAAUCAAACGACAUGUCAAUACUGUGCACUUGAAAUUGAAACGAAAAUCGUAG